Molecule: messenger RNA, 3424 nt
Organism: Effrenium voratum
Lineage: Eukaryota; Dinophyceae; Suessiales; Symbiodiniaceae
Source: the annotation of a GenBank genome assembly
CAGAAAGACAGCCGCCCGAAAUGGGUGGUGCGAAUCCCCAAUUUUGCGACGACGCCACAGCCCACACCCAUCUGACGUCGUCGGCUCCAGCUGGAAUCUCAUGGCUUGAGAGUCAUGGAGCUGCAGCAGAUUGCGGCUGACCUGCAGAAGGAGGCCAAGCGCCAGAAGGCCCUGAAGAGCCUGCAGGUGCUGGUGAACAAGGGCACCAACGUCAACCCGCUACUAGCGUUCGACCCAUCGCUGAAUGCAGUGUUCUCCCUCUAUGCGCUGGAGCCCACGUUUGCUUGGCAAGCUUCCGGUUGUCAUUGACCUGGCGGCGGAGUCUGAGAAGGAGCUUCGCCAGGACGCCCUCCAAGUGCUGGCCGCAAGUAUUUUGCUUCCUAGCGCUCGCGAGCAAUGCGGCCAUUUCUCGAGCGUCGCACGGGCGCUGAUACAAGCUUUGGCCAAGUGCGACCAGCGGGGCGCCAUGGUGAUCCUUCCUGCCUUUGAAGAGCUACCUCCAGAGGACCUUCUGAAGGUCUUCGGAGUGCUUGAUCCGGAGAGUCUGAUGAGGCGAGUGCUGGACGGGCCCAAGCGCACCCGCCCAGCAGUGCUGAAGACCUUCGGCAGCUGCCUGGUGAAAUGCUGGCCUUGCAUUGCGGCAGUGAGUGAUGAAGCUUUGCGGGAUGCUUGCGUAGAAGGCUUGCGGCUUGCCUUCGCCAGCCUCGCGAGCACGGAAUCGGAAGAGGACGAGCUUCAGGCGGCCAGCGCUGCGGUGCUGGACGAGCUCCUGGUGGCUUACUUGAACGUGUCUCUGCCCCCGCUGGCACUGGUGGCGUUCUUCCACCCUGCGUGGCACUUCAAGCUCAUCUACGCGACGCUUCUCAUGGAGGUGCUGCGAGAUUUGAAGGCGGCCUUACCUCGCUUGGUCACCAUGACUGAUCUUGACUGCAUUUGGGUUCCCACGCGGGAUCAGGCCAUCGAGCUCAACAAGGCCGCGGGUUUGCCGCCGCGGCAGGGCGCGGAAAGCGCCACGGACGCCGACAAAGAGGCACUGGGCAAGGAAGCGGCGUCCUUCCGGGCGGCGCUGUUGUGGUUCUUCGCCUAUGGCGGCGGCCUUGCCCGGGAUCCCGAGCAGCGUCAUGAUUCCACGUUUCUGGUGGAUCUGGGCAGAGGUCGCAAGCCAACUUUGCCAGAACUUCCACCGCCCCCUGAUGGCCUUGUGCAGAGUCUGACAGAGUGCUCCCGCUUCAGCGGCUCGUGGGGUGCUAGCUUUGCGAGCGCAAGAGCACGCUUGGUGAAUGUCCUCAUCCUCCUGUGCAGGGGUCCAGACAUUGCUAAAGCUCGCAACACUUUUUUGGCAGUGGCCGAGAGCCUUCAAAUGGGAUGCCAGCAGCCCGUCCUUCGACUCUUCUUGGCAGAGAGUCUUUGUAGCGUGGCGUCCCUGUGGCAUUUGUUGGAGCCAGCGGGAGCCACUUCCGACAGCCGCCGGGUGUGUGCCGUUUGCGUGGAAGGCUUGGUGCUGGGAUCCACCUUGGUGCAAAGAGCGGCGCAGGCGCCGCUCCUGCUGCGGCUCAUGGCCAUGGCUGCCAAGGUCCUCGUAUUGCACGGGAAGCCCGCAGAUCUCGAGCUCUUUGAUGCAGCCCUGCGCAGAUCCGGACAGGACAAACUCUGGCUGGCUACCGCCAGCACGGCGCAGGUCUGCUUGCUUCUGAAAGAUCGGCCCGGAACGCGAGAUUUGGUGGAGGCUCUUGUGCAGCGCUACCUCCUUGCCAGUUUGUUGGAUGAGGAAGCUCAGGCACGAGCGUCGGCCUGGCUGAUGAUAUCUGCUGCCUUCGCCACACAGGCCACCCAGACGCUUCUCCCCGUGUUGAACCGGCCUGAGCUUCUGGCAAAGCCGGAGGCUCUGUUGCUGCUGUCCUUCGUGGACGUGCCGAAUAUGUCGCCGGCGCCCCGCGCGAAGAUGGCGGAGCUGCUGCGGCAAACGGAGCUGCCGGGCGUGGAGUGGGCAGAAGUCCGUGACGCGCGUGGCCGCCUUUUGGAGAGUCCGGGUCGGGGGAAUCCGGCGGUGCCGACCCCAGUGGCUGCCAAGGGGCAGAGCGCCGAGCACUUUGUGCGCUGGCUGCAUUUGGUGGCAGAUGCUCAAGGACCUGAGGAUGCUUUUCAGGCGCCGAGGAUGAUAUCAGUUUCUGGGCCUCCGCUCUUUGUAUACGUGCAGCCGCUUAUCAGCUGGGUUUCUGGUUCGAGCCACGUGACGCUGCGCAUUGACCUGUUCAAUGCGACCGCACUGAGCCUUCGGGACGUGACGUUGACCUUGAGCAUAGCUCGACCAACGCGAAUGGGCGAGCGCGCUGACAAGGCGCCACCAUGGCAUUUUGCAGAAGGCCUGCAGAGACCCUUCAGCAACAGCCCCCUCGAACCGAUCACAUGUAGGAGUUCAACAACGGUCUGGCGGGAUUUGUACCUUCGCUUCCCUCCCAAGCCCGUCAGCCUGAUCUUGUCUUUCAGCUACGCAAAAGUCGUGCCGGAGGGUACCCUUUCGGGACUGACACCUGCCAGCACGCCAAUGACCAGGGGUGGCAUCGAGGAUAUUUGGAGCGAUGAUGACGAUGAGGAGGACGAGCGACUGAGAUUCACCUGCUGUCCAGUGUCAGCGCCGUUGUCUUGGUAUUUUUUGCCAUUCUAUGGCUUUGAUGUUCCGGGCGGCGCUUCGCCGUUUCCGCCGCCCCUAAUCUUUGCAGCCUGCCCCUACUCCCAAAUGCAAAGUGCUCUGGGCAUCACGCGUGACUGGAGAAUGCGGGGCUUCCAUGUUUUCCCGAAGAGUGGGACUGCACGGAACGAAUGCCAAUGCUUCUCGGGCAUUGCCUGCGACAGUGAGAGUAUUUUGUGCUUCAUCGUGCGGCAUUCGGACGAGUCAACGCUGGAAGUGCGCUCCAAUAACGAGUGGCUCCUUCAAGCGGCCACGGCAGAUUUGAUGUUCUGGAUGCUGGCUGACUCGGAGCCACCGUGGCCCAGCUUGGUCUGCAGUCAGCCAGUUACUGAGGGGAGUCUUACUUUGAGGGAGCCUUUCGCGAAGUCCGGCCAGGAUACUCUGAUUAUUGAGGAUGCUCGAGUCACCCGUCAGGGCGCGUAUAGCGCCUGGCUCAAAAAGACCAAGAGCGACAAUGCGCGCUGCAAGCUGAUUCAGAGCUCCAACACUCGGUACUUCACGAUUGACUUUGACUCGCAAAUCAUGUUCUACUCGCACUCGACGUCGCAGAAGAAGGUGUCGCAGCCAAUUCCCUUCAAAAACAUCCUCGGCGCUGAGCGGCUCCCGCUGCCCGAGAAGAAGUCGCGGAGAAACACCAUGAACUUUGGCUUCGUUCUGAAGACCCCGCAGCGGAAUUUCGAGCUUUUCACAAACAGCAGCGCCGACGCUGCUCAGUGGACCGUCUCUCUGAAUGCU